AUGACCAAAGCGUCGGACCUUCCUCCCAGUUACGACGAGGCUAUUGGGCUGCAUGCGUCUAGCGGCACAGAAAGACCUGUACCACGGCCGCCCCCGCGUCCACUGGCUGCUCCUCCUGCAGGUCGGCAUCUGCAAUCGCUGUAUCAACUGCAGCCGCUGCUGCUGCAUGCACUGUCGCUGACAUCGACUUCAAAUUACAACAACAACAAUCUGCUCCCAUUUGACUACCCGCCCAACCAUUUUUGCAGAAAGUGUAAAAAUACAGGUUUUAAAUUGAAAAAUGGAAAGGUUUGUCAUGACUGUUGGGACAGGUUCUAUCUCCGAACCAAUGCAUAUAAUCCCAAUCCUCAACUUCCAUUCAAAUAUCCAAGAAAUUUCAUCUGUGACAAGUGCCAUAAUACUGGUUAUAAACGCAAAAAUGGUCUCUCGUGCAAAGACUGCUGGGAAAGAUUUAGCGCUCGCAAUCAUUUUCCCGCAAUGUCAGUGUACUCAAAUCCACUCGACUUACUUUUCGGAACCACCACCAGUACCUCUAUAGUUGCUCCUGGUGGGUUUCCAGGUGCUCCUCCAGGUGCUCCCAUGCAAGUCCAGCCAGGAGAUCCUCGUAUAGGCGGAAUUCUAUGCGGUCGAUGCCGCGGAUCUGGAAGAGUUAUGGUGUUUUUGGACGAAGAAUUGUGUCCUGUAUGUCUGGGGUUGGGCCGUAUAAUACAUGGUGUGGGCCCGGGGCCUAUGCCAAUGCCUGGUCCGGGGCCAAUUCCUGGUCCUGGUCCGGGUCCGGGUCCGGGUCCGGGUCCCGGUUAUGGAGGGUAUGGGGGUCCUCCUCAGCAGUAUGGCUAUUACAAACGAUGA
Molecule: messenger RNA, 849 nt
Organism: Meyerozyma guilliermondii ATCC 6260
Lineage: Eukaryota; Fungi; Ascomycota; Pichiomycetes; Serinales; Debaryomycetaceae
Exons: 1
Coding region: 1-849 (282 amino acids)
Cellular component (GO): cytoplasm
Source: RefSeq, a predicted model, not a curated record